Messenger RNA from Musa acuminata AAA Group (dessert banana), 1050 nucleotides. RefSeq lists its product as uncharacterized. NCBI's taxonomy places the organism in Eukaryota, Viridiplantae, Streptophyta, Magnoliopsida, Zingiberales, Musaceae. The transcript has a single exon. The record is from RefSeq and is a predicted model, not a curated record. The coding region runs from base 216 to 842 and encodes 208 amino acids.
ACGUACUCUGCAGCUCAACCUAAAAGCUAGCAAUCCAAGGAUUUCUUACCCUCCACUACCAUGACUGGAAUCUCUUUAGCCCAUUCCUUGCCCUCCAUGCAAUCCCGUGUAGCUUCUCCAAGCAAGCUAAGAACUCAUUCCAUUCCCACGAACCACCGUAUAUAAGCAUCCUCCACACCUCCUCCAUCCUCACAGAGCCAGCAGAGCUGAUCGCCAUGGUCGCAGGUAGCAGCGAGGAGCCGCGGCAGCGCCGCGUGCAACAGGAGAUCAGAGACAUGAUCUCGACGCUCACCGAUCGGCUGACUGCCCUGGGAAGGUCCGUGCCCCGCUCCGACGCCAAGGGUCAGGAGGCCGGCGACGCCUACCCCGGACUCGGGGUCAUCACGAUGGCCGGCGACAACAAGGGGGCGUCGAUGAAGGCGGACAUGGAAGAACUGGGGGACGCCCAUGGGGGGUUGUACAGCGACGACGGCGGCAUGUGCACCUACACAAACAGCAACUACCAGGCCGUGAACAACUCGAUUCUUCUCGGCGGGAGCUGCGCGGCGAAGGAUCCCGGCGUCCAUGUGGUCAUAUCAGAGUACGUAGAGGAAGAUGACGAUGACGAUGACGAUGAUGAGGAAGAGAGGCAUAGAAAGAAGGAGAAAAAGAAGAAGAAAAAGGAGGAGAAGGAAAAGAAGAAAAAGGAGAAGAAAAAGAAGAAGGAUAAGCACGAGGACAGAGUUGUGGAGGAGGAGAGGCAGGAGAAAGAAAAGAAGAAAAACGAUGAGGAGGAGAAACAGGAGAAGAAAGGCGAAGGCAGCUCCAGAGAACAGUUGGUAGUGGAGAAGGUGGCACAGUAAGGAAAAGAAAGAAACAAAUAGCCUAAGGUUGGAAGAUAUCAGGAAGAUGAAGAGCACCAAAUAUGAGUAAUAAUCUAACCAGCAGUAAAUAAGGUGAGAGACAAGAGUAAAUAAAGAGAUAUAAAAUAGAUCCAUAGAUAAGACUGAGAACAACUUCCUAUAUUUUGAAUCCAAUAAAUAAAUAUCAAAAGACUCUCCAUUUAUCUCA